UUUAAAGCUACCUAAUAAGCAGACCUGCAUUUUCUGUGUGGGAAAAGACCAGCUAGGAGCAGUGAGUUUACCAUGUCAAAUGCAAUGGGGUGGUUCUAAAACCAACAGUAAAUACACCAAACCUGAGCCAGAUGGAGAUCAACAGAAAAGGGGGAUGUGGGCAUAGAUAUCCACUGGUCCAUCAGGAUAGACCCGGCUCACCUGUACCCAGCUGUGUAUCUAUGAAGAGUGAACAGUCUAUAUAUAUGGCAAUAAACUUCAGUGGUGGAGACUUUACCCAUGAACAAAGGGUCCAUCAGGAUAGACCCGGCUCACCUGUACCCAGCUGUGUAUCUAUGAAGAGUGAACAGUCUAUAUAUAUGCCAAUAAACUUCAGUGGUGGAGACUUUACCCAUGAACAAAGGGUCCAUCAGGAUAGACCCGGCUCACCUGUACCCAGCUGUGUAUCUAUGAAGAGUGAACAGUCUAUAUAUAUGCCAAUAAACUUCAGUGGUGGAGACUUUACCCAUGAACAAAGGGUCCAUCAGGAUAGACCCGGCUCACCUGUACCCAGCUGUGUAUCUAUGAAGAGUGAACAGUCUAUAUAUAUGCCAAUAAACUUCAGUGGUGGAGACUUUACCCAUGAACAAAGGGUCCAUCAGGAGAGACCAGGCUCACCUGUACCCAGCUGUGUAUCUAUGAAGAGUGAACAGUCUAUAUAUAUGCCAAUAAACUUCAGUGGUGGAGACUUUACCCAUGAACAAAGAACGAUUGGUGACCAAGAGCAGAGAUCAGAUUCAGAAAUUCCCAGUGGUCAGUACACUUGUUCACUGAUUGAUGAACUUCCUCUGGUGUACCGACUCAAAUCUACCCUGAAGAAGAGAAAUGAGUGCAUAUUUGAGGGAAUGGCUAAACAAGGACACUCGACACUUCUCAAUAAGAUCUACACAGAGCUCUACAUCACAGAGGGGGGAAGCGGAGAUGUCAAUAAUGAACAUGAGGUGAGACAGAUUGAAACGGCGUCCAGGAAAUCAGCAGCACAAGGGACGCGAAUCAAAUGUAAUGACAUUUUUAAACCUUCACCUGGACAAGACAAACCUAUCACAACUGUGCUGACAAAGGGAGUUGCUGGCAUUGGAAAAACAGUCUCUGUGCAGAAGUUCAUUCUGGACUGGGCUGAAGGAAAAGCCAAUCAGGAUAUCCAGUUCAUAUUUCCACUUCCUUUUCGGGAGCUGAAUUUGAUGAAAAAUAAAAAAAUCUGUUUGAAUGAACUUAUACAUCACUAUUUCAUUGAGAUGAAAGAAUCUGGAAUCUCCAACUUUGACAGCUACAAAGUUCUGUUUGUCCUUGAUGGUCUGGAUGAGUUUCGACUUCCUCUAGACUUCAAGAACAACGAGAGCUGCUGUGAUGUCACAGAGUCAACCUCCGUGGACGUGCUGCUGACAAACCUCGUCAAGGGGAAUCUGCUCCCCUCUGCUCUCCUCUGGAUAACAUCCCGACCAGCAGCAGCCAAUCAGAUCCCUCCUGACUGUGUUGACCAGGUGACAGAGGUACGAGGUUUCAACGACCCACAGAAGGAGGAGUACUUCAAGAAUAGAAUCAGUGAUGAGAACCUGGCCAGCAGAAUCAUCACCCACGUUAAGUCAUCAAGGAGCCUCUACAUCAUGUGCCACAUACCAGUGUUCAGUUGGAUUACGGCCACUGUUCUAGAGAGACUGUUGUGUCAGGCAGAGAGUGGAGAGAUGCCCAAGAAUCAGACUCAAAUGUACACACACUUCCUGGUAUUUCACAUCAAACAAGGGAUUCAAAAGUAUCUUGAAGACCAUGACAGAGAUCCACACUGGGAUAAAAAGAUAAUUCUCUCUCUGGGAAAACUGGCCCUCAAACAACUGGAAAAAGGCAAUCUGAUCUUCUAUGAGGAAGACCUAAAGGAGUGUGGCAUUGAUGUCAGAGAAGCAUCAGUGUACUCAGGAGUGUGCACACAGAUCUUCAGAGAGGAGUGUGGGCUACACCAGGAGAAUGUGUACUGCUUUGUGCAUCUGAGCAUCCAGGAGUUUCUUGCUGCAUUAUAUGUGUUUCUCACAUUCAACCAAAGCAGAGAGAAUCCACUGGUCAAAAAUAGAUCUUCAUUCAGGGAACAGGAAUCGUCAAUCAGACACAAAUCUACGAUCGACUUCUACAACAGUGCAGUAGAUAAAGCUUUACGGAGCAAGAAUGGACACCUGGACCUGUUCCUCCGCUUCCUUCUGGGCCUUUCACUGGAGUCCAAUCAGACUCUCCUACGAGGCCUACUGACACAGACGGGGAGCAGCUCACUGACCAAUGUGGAAACAGUCAAGUACAUCAACGAGAAGAUAAGGGAGAAUCCCUCACCAGAGAAAUGCAUCAAUCUGUUCCACUGUCUGAAUGAGCUGAAUGACCACUAUCUAGUGUGGGAGAUCCAAAGUUACUUGAACUCAGGAAGUCUCUCAGAAGCCAAAUUGUCUGAUACAGAGUGGUCAGCUCUGGUCUUUGUGUUGCUGACUUCAGAAAAGGAGCUGGAUGUUCUUGACCUAAAUACAUUCUCCAGAUCAGAGGAGGGUCUUCUGAGAUUGCUGCCAGUGGUCAAAGCCUCCAGAACAGCUCUGUUGAACAGAUGUAAACUCACAGAGAGAUGUUGUAAGGAGUUGGCAUCAGCUCUCAGCUCAAACUCCUCACAACUGAGAGAACUGGACCUGAGUGACAAUGACCUGCAAGAUUCGGGAGUGGAGCUGCUGUCUGCUGGACUGGGGAUUCCACAGUGUAAACUGGAAACAAUGAGGUUGAAUAGAUGUAAACUCACAGAGAGAUGUUGUGAAGAGUUGGCCUCGGUUCUCAGCUCAAACUCACACCUGAGAGAGCUGGAUCUGAGUGACAAUGACCUGCAGGAUUCAGGAGUGGAGCUGCUGUCUGCUGGACUGGGGAGUCUGCAGUGUAAACUGGAGACACUGAGGCUACAUGGAUGUAACCUCACAGAGCAAUGUUGUGAAGCACUGGCCUCAGUUCUCAGCUCAAAUUCCUCAUGCCUGAGAAAGCUGGACUUGGGUGUGAACGACCUGCAGGAUUCAGGAGUGAAGCUGCUCUCUGCCGGACUGGGGAGUUCAACCUGUAGACUACAGACACUGAGGUUGAAUAGAUGUAAACUCACAGAGAGAUGUUGUGAAGAGUUGGCCUCGGUUCUCAGCUCAAACUCACACCUGAGAGAGCUGGAUCUGAGUGACAAUGACCUGCAGGAUUCAGGAGUGGAGCUGCUGUCUGCUGGACUGGGGAGUCUGCAGUGUAAACUGGAGACGCUGAGGCUGAACCGAUGUAACAUCACAGAGAGAAACUUGGAAGAAUGUUCCUCAACUCUCAGCUCAAACUCAUCACACCUGAGAGAACUGGACCUGAGUUACAAUCACCCAGGAGACCCAGGAGUUGAGCUGCUCACUGUUGCCCUGGAGGAUCCCCAAUAUCAUCUCAAAACAGUCAGUGGCCACGUUGAAGGGUUUUUGCUGUUUCAGAGAUUUGCAUGUGAGCUAACACUGGACCCGAACACAGCAUACAGACACCUCUCUCUGUCUGAGGACAACAGAAAGGUGACAUGGGAGAAAGAAGAGAAACUGUAUCCAGAUCACCCAGACAGAUUUAUGGACUGGACACAGGUGCUUUGUAGAGAAGGUCUGACUGGGCGCUGCUACUGGGAGGCAGAGUGGAGUGGAGAUGUGGUUGAUCUAGCAGUAACAUAUAAAGGAAUCGGCAGGAAAGGAGUGGGGAAAGACUGUGGGUUUGGAUUUAAUGACAAGUCCUGGAGAAUGUUGUGCUCUGAUCACAGGUACACUGCCUUGUACAAUAAUAAGAGUACUUUCAUACCGGUCCCCUGCUCCAACAGAGUAGGAGUGUAUCUGGACUGGCCAGCCGGCACUCUGUCCUUCUACAGCGUCUCCUCAGACACAGCAACUCUCCUGCACACGUUCCAAGCCAAAUUCACUGAGCCUCUUUACCCAGGGUUUAGGCUUUGGGUUGGCUCUUCAGUGACCCUGUGCCAUGUAGACACCAAAGCCUUCAAAGAAACACAGUCAUAAGUUUGUCAUGAUAAUUGUGACGGCCACACAGGCUGUUCUAUUUAAGAAACCGGAGUUGCUUUUUUUACGUUUGGAAAGAGUGUAUUGGCCAGUGUCCUCUCUUUUUUUUUUUCAAAUGACACGCUGGUCAAGAAAGUCGACUCUGGAUGGGACUGAAGCUUGACCGCUGGAGGUCAUAGUUGAGAGGAGGAGGGGGGUGAAAACACGGACAAUUCUGAACUGUGACUCUGCCCCUGCACAAUGUCCUGCUGCAGCCGCAAAGCACCGUCAGCGGACGUCUUAUUCUGUUAAGGAACAGAGAGAUUACAGCGAUAUUUAUUUAGUACUGGCUGCAAUACGAUUCUUUAAUGGAUCUAUGAGAUGGAUCAUAUGUUGAUUUAUGUGCAGUAGCCUGGUUUCUAAGGAUGACAAUAUUUGUAUUAGUGAUGGUAUCUUACGAUGGUAAUUGUCUGUUUUUGUUGGUUCAUUGAUUCUAUAUUUGAUGCUAAUGGUUGUACUGUGUUUUAUUGUGGUACAGUAUGUAUUUACUAAUGCUGUUUGAUUGAUGCUGCUGUUAUAUAUGCUAUGGUUGAUCUAUGGUUGAUAUAUGGUUGAUCUAUGGUUGAUCUAUGGUUGAGCUAUGGUUUUAUGGUACAUCUUUAUGGCUCCUGACUUUCUAUUCUGUAUUCUGUUGCGUACGGUAUGUGUAUAUGGAUACUACAUGUGUACGUUUUGACUAUAACCAUUUAAAACAUUUGCAUAAAAGCUCCAUAGACUUCAAUGGUACAUUUUGGAUUCGCCACUGCUGUAACUUCGAUUGCUUCAACACAGUUUUUUGCUACCAACUAUAAAGCUUGUUGAGUAACACUUUAUAUGAAGGGGGUAUACAUUACGCCUUUCUAAACACCAGUCAUAACACAUUUACUGUUACAGUAUCAUUCAUAACAACCUUCAUAACACAUUUAUUCAACAUCAUUCAUUGGGAGUUUUCAAAAUAAAAGUCCCCCAACAAACA
Messenger RNA from Coregonus clupeaformis (lake whitefish), 5055 nucleotides. RefSeq names its product NACHT, LRR and PYD domains-containing protein 3. The record is from RefSeq and is a predicted model, not a curated record. Bases 132 to 4061 code for a protein of 1309 amino acids. Lineage: Eukaryota; Metazoa; Chordata; Actinopteri; Salmoniformes; Salmonidae. Gene Ontology annotation, molecular function: protein binding. The transcript is spliced from 16 exons.